Messenger RNA from Dermacentor silvarum, 423 nucleotides. Its product is annotated as oxidoreductase-like domain-containing protein 1. Bases 1 to 423 code for a protein of 140 amino acids. The transcript has a single exon. The record is from RefSeq and is a predicted model, not a curated record. Lineage: Eukaryota; Metazoa; Arthropoda; Arachnida; Ixodida; Ixodidae. Gene Ontology annotation, cellular component: mitochondrion.
AUGUUGAAGCUCGCUACCGGCGUGCUCUUAGAAACGGUAGCAAAUUCUUCGCAUCGCGCAACAUUGUCGACCGUGGGGCUGCGACCGCCACCGCAUCCCCUUGCCGGAUCUCGGCACCUCUCCAGCGACUGUGGCAACGAUGACCCGACGACGGCAAAGAGCAAUACGACCUCUGAAGCAAUACGGCCUAGUGAAGGCUCCGCGAACGGUACGGCAGCGGAGCCACCGGUGCCUCCAGGAAAGGACGAGUGCUGCGGAAGCGGCUGCUCGAACUGCGUGUGGCUGGACUACGCCGAAGGCUUGGUGGAAUUCUACAAGGACGGCGAGGCGCGCGCAGCCGAAGCGGUUGCCAAGAUACCCGACCCCAACGUACGCCAGUUCGUCAAAACCGAGCUAGACUAUCUGUUGAAGCACAAGAAGUGA